Molecule: messenger RNA, 1225 nt
Organism: Rubroshorea leprosula
Lineage: Eukaryota; Viridiplantae; Streptophyta; Magnoliopsida; Malvales; Dipterocarpaceae
Source: the annotation of a GenBank genome assembly
UCUUUAACUUCUAAGAGGGAGAUUGUCUUUUUGAUAACUCCGAGAGCAAUUUAAGGACAUACAUAAGGGUUGUUUUUUUCCUGUCGGCUGUGUCCUGUUCAUCUCCAAUCGGUUUCGGCCAGCAGCCAUGAAAAUAAGAGAAAUUUCUUGCAAAAGGCGAAAAACAGUGGAAUACGAUCAUUUGUUGGCUAAAAAUGAUAAUGGAGUCGAAUCUCCGAAAUGGCCUCUCCUCAUUCUCUUCCCGAUUCUCUACUGCGUUAGCUCGGACUCUUCAAUCUGCAAUUCAGUUUCGUCAUCGGCAACAACCUCUACAAGUUUAGCUUGACCUCUUCCCUUCCUAGGUUCCCUCAUGAAGUCCUCAGCGAAGAUGAGUACUUUCUAAUUCCGGAUAAUUAUGCACUUAAUAUGUCAAGAUGGGAGUUUUAUGUGUAAAGACUCAGUCUUUUUUUUUUUUUUUUUGAUCUUAAAGACUUUGUCUUUUGAUCUCUCGUGUUCUGUGAAUUGGCACCUGUUAAUGAAUUUUAAACAUGCUGGCGUAGAAUAAGUACAAUUUUGAGUGUUACAACUUACUAAGUGUUGAAAAUUUAGCUGUUGUUUGAUUGUGAUAUACACGGUUUCUUAUGCUGUUUAAUAGAAUGGAUUUUAUAAGCGAGGAAACAAUUACUGGUGAACGAAUUGGUCAUUACCAGUUCAAUUACUUCAUGUGCAUGACAGAUGAAAAGGAAUCCUCACAAUGGUGACAUUGUUAGAAUGUCAAGAACCAAUGAAAAGCAUAAUUUUUCACCCUCUGCGUCGGUCAUUUGUGAUUCUUCAUUCCUGAUUUUGUCUGACCUAUACUUUACUGGCAAUGCUGUGUAGUAGGGGCCAGAUUCAAUGGAGAUAUUAGGGACCUGCAGAUAACGCCAGUGUCUGAAAAUUUUAUUAUUUUUUAAUCAUUGUUAGUUUAGAGCAUAGCCUUCUAAGUUCUUACUUAAUGUAGACUUAAAAUUUUUUGGAACUAUUGUGUUUAUUGUGUGAAUUUGAGGUGUGUUUGCUCAUUCUUAGAUAGACAGCCUAAGACAUAGCAUGCUGUUCAGGAAUUGGAUUUUGUAUGAAUGAUAGUUCUGAAUGAUUUUGAAAGUUUUGCCUUAAUGAGAUUUAUGAGAAUUAAUAUCAUUUCAGUAUUGCUAGAUGUUACCUUUUUCUGUAUCUGUCAGCAGUUAUGUUAUAAAGGUCAUUUCCAUAA